AAGUGACUUCACUAAAAAGCUGGUCUGUGUGCUUCAGAAAUUGCUUGUACUGGAGAAGAUAACUACCUAUGCUUCAAAAUGGAAGUGAGGAAGAAGAGUCCCCAAAAGUAUUAAUUUGAAUAAAAAUUAUUGUUCUUAAUUACUAAUUUCACUGACUGCUGGAAUAGUGGAAUUGCAUGUUAACCUCCAACCUCCAUGAUGCAGUUGUGUUUAUUUCCUGCUCUUGUGGAGAGGAAUAUAAAUGAAGAAUGAUGCAAUAUUAAUGAUUUCUAUGUACAGCCUUAUAAGAAUCUUCUUUAAGGAGUUGCAGUAAGAUAAACACUGAAAAUAAUUUUUCUCUGGUACAAUGUGGUGAAGCAGAGGAAUUGAAAUUGUCCACCUUUGUACAAGCUAAGGACUUAAAAUGUUUGUUAUUUUGUGAGCAGAAGCAGUUCUGGAGUGAAUUGAACUUCUGAAAAUGCGGCCAUGGACUGGUUCCUGGCGUUGGAUUAUGCUUAUCCUCUUUGCUUGGGGAACUUUACUCUUUUAUAUUGGUGGACACCUGGUACGAGACAGUGAGCACCCAGAUCACUCUAGUCGUGAGUUAUCCAAGAUCCUCGCUAAACUUGAACGGUUAAAGCAGCAAAAUGAAGACUUAAGGCGCAUGGCAGAAUCUCUCAGGAUACCAGAUGGUCCCAUUGAUCAGGGACCAGCUGCAGGAAAGGUACAUGCUUUAGAGGAGCAACUUCUAAAGGCCAAAGAACAAAUAGAAAACUAUAAGAAGCGGACAGGAGAUGAAGGCCUUGGAAAAGACCAUGAAAUACUGAGGAGGAGGAUUGAAAAUGGGGCUAAGGAACUUUGGUUUUUCCUCCAGAGUGAACUGAAGAAAUUGAAAAAUCUAGAAGGAAGUGAACUUCAAACACGCAUUGAUGAAUUUCUGUCUGAUUUGGGUCAUCAGGAAAGGAUUGCUGUGACAGUUUGUGUCUUAUCAGUAAACAGUUAUAAGAAAAUAGUCGAAUUAACUAGAUAUACCAUCUUAAACAAAUUGUUUUCCGUUGUUGUUUAUAGGUCAAUAAUGACCGACUUGUACUACCUCAGUCAAACAGAUGGAGCAGGAGAUUGGCGAGAAAAAGAGGCCAAAGAUCUAACAGAUUUGGUACAGAGGAGAAUAACUUAUUUACAGAACCCGAAGGAUUGCAGCAAAGCUAAGAAACUUGUGUGUAAUAUCAACAAAGGCUGUGGCUAUGGUUGUCAACUUCAUCACGUAGUUUACUGCUUCAUGAUCGCUUACGGCACUCAGCGAACGCUUAUUCUGGAGUCCCAGAAUUGGCGCUAUGCUACCGGUGGCUGGGAGACUGUGUUUAGGCCCGUGAGCGAGACAUGUACUGACAGAUCAGGUUCCACCACUGGACACUGGUCAGGUGAGGCUAAUGAUAAGGAUGUUCAGGUGGUGGAACUUCCCAUUGUUGACAGCUUACACCCACGGCCACCUUAUUUACCCUUGGCUGUCCCUGAAGACUUGGCUGAUAGACUAAUUCGUGUACAUGGGGAUCCUGCAGUGUGGUGGGUUUCACAGUUUGUGAAAUACUUGAUUCGUCCACAGCCUUGGCUAGAAAAAGAAAUAGAGGAAGCCACAAGGAAGCUUGGUUUCAAACAUCCAGUGAUCGGUGUUCACGUUCGGAGGACAGACAAAGUAGGAACAGAGGCAGCCUUUCAUCCGAUUGAAGAAUACAUGGUACAUGUUGAAGAGAGGUUUGAACUUCUCGCUCGCAGAAUGCAAGUUGAUAAAAAGAGAGUGUAUUUGGCUACAGAUGACCCUUCCUUGUUGCAAGAGGCAAAGUCUAAGUAUCCAAAUUACGAAUUUAUCAGUGAUAACUCCAUAUCCUGGUCAGCAGGACUUCAUAACCGAUACACUGAAAACUCCCUUAGAGGUGUUAUUUUGGAUAUUCACUUUUUGUCUCAGGCAGACUUCCUGGUCUGUACAUUUUCGUCCCAGGUUUGUCGAGUUGCCUAUGAAAUUAUGCAGACGUUGCAUCCAGAUGCUUCAGCAUAUUUCCAUUCUUUGGAUGAUAUCUACUACUUUGGGGGACAGAAUGCUCACAACCAGAUUGCUAUUUAUGCUCAUCAUCCACGAACUGCUGAUGAAAUUCCCAUGGAACCUGGAGAUAUAAUUGGAGUAGCUGGAAAUCACUGGGAUGGUUAUUCAAAAGGCAUCAAUAGGAAAUUAGGAAGAACAGGCCUGUACCCAUCCUAUAAAGUUAAGGAGAAAAUUGAGACAGUCAAGUAUCCUACAUAUCCAGAGGCUGACAAGUAGAUUAAAAGGAAGACAUUCAGCAGUAAUUCUCAAUUUUGAUUGGUUCGAACCAGCCAACAACACACUAACUAAUGGUUUAUAUGGGAUUUGAAUUUGCAUUUUAACAUGGAGUUAAAAUCAGAGCCUUUGCAAUGAAACUGGAUAAGAAGCUGAGAACAAAUGGAUGGGCUAUUAUCUGAACUUACUCUUAAACAUUUUUGUUAUAUGCACUCUCACACAUGCACACACAAACCCACAUAUAACAGGAAAACUGUUGUUUUAUACUUUUUGUCUCUUUUCAGGAUUUAUCCCAGUCAUUAGUCUUACGUGAGCUUUAGGCUCUUCUCUCUGCCAUUAAUUUACAAUAAUGUUCAGACUUAUAACACUGCCACAUUGUGUAAUAUGAGUGACAUGAACAUAUUUUGUAUGUGCAAAAUUUAAAACAUGGUGCCUAUAUUUGAAAAGUUUGUGACCUUUUUAGAAGAGCCAUGCCUAUUUCACAAUGGGCAAGAGUCAACUUUCAUCUGAUGUUACCGUGACCACUGAACUUGCUUCAAACAAGAUUCAGAUUUCAGACUAGAUUUCUUUACAAGUUUGGGGGUUUUUUUUAGCAUUCCAUUGAUUACUUCUCAUCACUAAUAAAAUAAAGGAUAAAUUCGACAAUAAAAUAGUCACUGUCUGUUAGGAACUUUUGUAAACAAUGCCAUGGACAGAUUCUUUAAUAGUGAUAAUGUUUCUGGACAUUGCUUCUGAUUGAGAAAUAAAACCAAAAACAACAACCCACAAAACCCACAAAAAAGGGAAAAAGUAGGUGGAGUUUCAUUGAAUUUUAAAACACUGUGUACUAUAACAGUGCUGCUCAGUUUUGUGGACAGUAGGUAACAGCAGAAUGACUUCAGUGACUAAAUUUCUUACAUUUACUCUCUAGCACUAUUUUUUUACCUUCUGUGUUUCUUGUCUGAAAUUAAUUCAGGUUUUAGAGUAUUAUAGGUGGCCUCUUAUCUUUUUGGCAUUGAGUGUAGUUACUUUGAAGUAAAAUACUUCAGGUUAUCCCAUUUAUAGAACCCGUCAAUCUGGACUACUUUAAAAAAAUCUAACAAUUUACCCCCAAAUAGUAGGUUUGAGAAAAAUAUACACAAGGAUGAAUUUUUAUGCAUGUCAUGAGGUUGUUAGUAAUUCUUAGUGUUUUGAAAUCUUUUGCUAGUCAGCUCUCUAUUAAGAAAAGAGAAAUCACAAAAUAAUUUUACAAACAAAUUCGUAGAUUUGGCGGUUGUAUAUAUAUAUAUAUAUACACAUAAUCAAAUAUAUAUAUAUAUAUAUAUAUGAAAUAUGCAAGAUAACAAGAGAUUGUUUCCAAAUAAGAAGAAUAUUAAUAACAUUUUAUAUAGGCUCUAGUGCAAUUCAGUCUGGAUUACUGGAAGUGCAGAAAAUGUUUACUGUUCAGGGACUGAGAAAAUGCCACGUGAGUAAAGAUUAAAAAAGCAUAGUUGGUUGACCUUAACAAAGCAAAAGUAUAUUUAAUUAUAUUUAUGAAUAGAUGAAGGAUAGUGUAAACAUAAUGAAUGGAGGCACUUGACCAUGAAUAAAUGUUAGGCUGAAAAAUAAAAGGAAAUCUCUGGCAGUGUGAAGUUCAG
Manacus vitellinus (golden-collared manakin) is the source of this 3906-nucleotide messenger RNA. It is a transcript of the gene FUT8, whose product is annotated as fucosyltransferase 8. NCBI's taxonomy places the organism in Eukaryota, Metazoa, Chordata, Aves, Passeriformes, Pipridae. The record is from RefSeq and is a predicted model, not a curated record. Gene Ontology annotation, molecular function: glycoprotein 6-alpha-L-fucosyltransferase activity; protein binding. The transcript is spliced from 13 exons. Gene Ontology annotation, cellular component: Golgi cisterna membrane. Gene Ontology annotation, biological process: protein N-linked glycosylation. Bases 458 to 2293 code for a protein of 611 amino acids.